Parnassius apollo (apollo) is the source of this 1005-nucleotide messenger RNA. Lineage: Eukaryota; Metazoa; Arthropoda; Insecta; Lepidoptera; Papilionidae. The record is from the annotation of a GenBank genome assembly.
AUGCAUCGACUUUUUGCUGAGCUGGAGCCAUCUGUAACCGUCACCGAGCAAAACCUGGCAGACCGAGUUCGGUAUAUCUUGCGCUCAAAUACAUUUGAUGUCACCGAACUCGAACGGCUACGACGUGAGGCUGUUCCUUCAUCGGGUGAAAAUGCUGCGGCUGAGGAUGCGGCGCCACAACUUGCUGAGCAAACGGCAAAUCUGGAUGCCGCCGUGAAUACGCCAGUUGUGGUUGAUUCAAACGAUGAUGGAACAGUCGCCCAGGAACUGGAACUAGAGCAAAUGAGGAGUACAUUGGAAGAGGCGAUUGUGGAAACGCGCAGUACGACUCUCGAAAAUCGACCGCGACUUCCCCGCUUAGCCCAAAGCAAGCAGAAUCGGGCUGUCGUGAGGGCUCUGAACCCAAUGCUGGUUACCUAUUUGGAAGCCAGCCGGGACCUUUGCGAUACGGACUCAAUUCUUUUUGGCGCCGCACUGGCAGUCUGCCGUAUUAUAGGUGCCAAACUUUCCACGGCUGGACGCGCUACUGGACAAAGUAGUGCUAUCCCAGCCUGGAGAAUAAGAAUUGAAGAACGUAUCGCAAAGGCUAGGGGCCCUCAUCGGCAGACUGAUAUGCUUCAGCCGGAUAUAAUGCAAAAACUGACGGAGCGCAUAGACGACCUGAAGCAAAGAAUAGCUGCUUGGGGAAAGCGGAUUCGGCGAUAUACCGAGAGGUCGACACGGUUCAACCAGAAUCGUCUCUUCCAGAGUGAUCAGAAGAGGCUCUAUAAAUCAUUGGAGCGACCAAUAGUAAGUGGAACGGGCCCUGCACCAAAUCAGGCCGACAUGGUCGCAUUCUGGCGCAGCCUGUGGUCAGAGCCCGUAAACCACAACGAGGGCCCUUGGACGGAAGUUGUGGCGAGUCAGUGUGCGAGUAUUACGCCCAUGGACCCCGUCAUCAUAACGCCGGAUGACGUAGCUGAGGCGGUCCGUAGGGCCCCCGAACUGGAAAAGUCCGGGGCUUGA